Molecule: messenger RNA, 342 nt
Organism: Rangifer tarandus platyrhynchus (Svalbard reindeer)
Lineage: Eukaryota; Metazoa; Chordata; Mammalia; Artiodactyla; Cervidae
Source: the annotation of a GenBank genome assembly
AUGACCAUGAUGGGCGCUCCUGGCUGGAAGGAUGUUUGUCCAUCUGGCCAACUGGUGCGAUGCUGCCACCUAGGGGACCUCUCGGCACACUGCAGGUUAACCUUGCCCACAGUCCCUAAACGCAAUGGGCCUGGUGCUCAAGCUCACGUGGGGUUUCCCAGGCAGCGGGAGGGGAUCAUCAAGGGCCCCAAGAUGUCCAAACUUCUAGUUUCGGAAAAGCAAAGAUUACGGCUGCAUGGCAGCAGCGAGCAGAAACCUGACUGGAGGCUGGCUACCAACCACACGGCCAAGCUCGGGGCCGAGCCCCAGGCAGCAACGCUCAUGGAGUCUGUUUCUGAGUAG